AUGGCGGAACAGCUCUCUGCGUACGACAAGAUCAACCACCCGAAUAUUCAUACUCGUAACUGGGAGGCCCAAAGUGUUCGUAUAGUGGAGUCUAAAUAUCCGGCAAACGCCGAAGCGGCCGACGGAUAUCGGAUCGCUAAGCCUCAUCAGGAGCAGUCAACUUCAAGUUCUUCAAAUUCAAUCACAUCUUCUUCUAUCGAAAGUGCAAGCACGACUAGCACAUCUGCUAUCAGAACCCCGUCAAGCCUAAAGAACACGGAAAUAGGAGACACGUCACGUCCGGGGGUCCGUUUUUCUGACCGCGGACCCCCUCGUACGUCUACCGGCCACCCUACGAUCUAUCGACGGUCCAGCAUUGGAGCUGGGACAGGAGUAGAAUGGGGUACCCUGUUUGACGAUAACGGGUACGCUACCACGCGAAACAAUCAGUUUCUUAGAGGCCUGGCAAAAUACAUUAUCGAUGAUUUGGCACCUAGUAGUAGUAACCUUGUUAUCACGCCCGAGAAGCUAUGUGCUCUCUAUUCGAGAUACAGACUGAGUCCGGAGAUCUAUCCUUUUAUAGAAAUCCUCAAUUCUAGAGCUAGGGAUGCCCAUGAUCGUCUCGCCGAUUUCUUCACAGAUCUAGACUGUCAGUACCAUCUAGUGCAACCCGAUUUCUAUUCUAGGCCAAGAAUCCCUGCUUUGACACCCGCUGGGUUCGCCCAGUAUUUUACCACAUGUAUCCUUGCGCAUCCUGAUGAGGAAUUCCGCCGUCUUGACAAGAUUGUAGCGGAUGUUCAGCUUGUAUCUGAUACCCCUGUCGAUGGCGAGCCCGAAAGACUUCCCAGACAGUUGUUCCGCAGUCAGUUUCCCGUGAGGCACGAUCCUAAGUCGAAGAAGAUCCUGACCGCUGCGAUUGACGACUUGAUAUACGAUCUUAGGCUGUUGGAGCCGUCCAGCCCGAGGUCCCCACUGGCAAUUAUGCCGCCGCCACCACCGUCGUCGAGUAACAAAGACCGAAGUAUCGUCCCCGUAAUUCGCCGUUAUGUCAUUCCCGAGGAGUACACAAGGAGAGAUGAAUACAAACUCGCCGCUAGCUCCGAGGCGGGACAACCCUGCGGACGAUACCAACAGAGUAUGAAUGAUGAGAAAUCUGGUCGGGCUCUUAUGGGUAACCGGGACCGUGAAACCUACUACGGGCGAGAGAGAAGUCAUUACAGCAAAGAAUCCAGCGGCUACCGACCUAUCCCGUCGGGCGAUGCUGGUAGUAUUGUACUCUAUUCCCCGAAAAGCACGUAUCAGCGCGCGCGGAGUCCUCCGCCUAGGGGCUAUCGGGCCUCGGCGCCGGACGUUAGCAACGCAUCUACGAGCUAUUUUAGGCCUGCUGGAUACCUGCCGCAGCCGCCGCUGACCAUCGCAGAAAGGCGCGAGUAUGCAAUGAACCCCGUGAACCCAAGCGCAGCGGCUGAAGACGGCGCUCGAGAGGAGAUUAGAAGACGCGAAAGCAGUGGCGGACGGCUCGAAACGGAACCACUUCUAAUAGAAGCCGCUGCCCAAGAGAGCGAUAAUAAAGCGGCAGCACUCACGCCGUGA
Molecule: messenger RNA, 1572 nt
Organism: Daldinia childiae
Lineage: Eukaryota; Fungi; Ascomycota; Sordariomycetes; Xylariales; Hypoxylaceae
Product: putative hydroxyproline-rich glycoprotein dz-hrgp protein
Exons: 5
Coding region: 1-1572 (523 amino acids)
Source: RefSeq, a predicted model, not a curated record